UGAUCAGCAUCGAAGGCAAGGAGUUUGUGGAGUCAGGACAGAAAGUAUACCUUAAAUGCAACACAACAGAAGGUGAUAAGAUUCCUGAAGACCUUGACUGGUUUAAGGAUGGGGACAAGAUAGAAGCCAACGAAUACCCACAUAUAUUCAUCACCAAAUCUAAGGACACCAUGGCCUUAGUUAGUGAACUGACAAUUACCAGCGGUACAAGCAACGAUUCUGGUACCUACAUCUGUAGAAGCACGUCUGAGCUGAUUGCCAGUGCAGAGGUCAGCGUACUUGUUGCUAAUCUAAGAAAGAAAAGAAGGAAUCUUUUAGGC
Molecule: messenger RNA, 320 nt
Organism: Candidula unifasciata
Lineage: Eukaryota; Metazoa; Mollusca; Gastropoda; Stylommatophora; Geomitridae
Source: the annotation of a GenBank genome assembly